Molecule: messenger RNA, 693 nt
Organism: Talaromyces amestolkiae
Lineage: Eukaryota; Fungi; Ascomycota; Eurotiomycetes; Eurotiales; Trichocomaceae
Exons: 1
Coding region: 1-693 (230 amino acids)
Source: RefSeq, a predicted model, not a curated record
AUGUCGCUCAACAGUGUCACGAAGGGUGUCGGUAGCACUGCUGGAAACCUCAACAAGACAGUCGACUCUGCCAAAAAGGGUGACGUCUCUUCAACCGUCAAGAAUACCAAAAAGCAUGUCGACACAACAACUAAAGACCUUACUGGAAUCUCGGUGCCCGGCGAAUUUCCCAACAAUGACAGAGCCAACGACAAGAAAGCACAGGAGAUGCCCCAGGUUUCCAUACCAUCGAUUUCGUCCAUGUUUCAGUGGUUGAUGGACAAGUUUGAGUCGACGGUCAAGGACUUCAUUUCUCGAUMCCUGCCGCAACAGCGCCAAGAAGCUAUCUAUAAGUCAGCCAUGUCGCGUCCCAUGGCGACAACGUUUAUAAUUUGUCAGUUGAUUUGCUGUGGCGUUCCACUAUUAGUCUUCAUGGCUGGAGUAUUCAUCUUUGCUGCCGUUGCGAUCUUACUCUGGGCUAUCUUGUCGCUACUGGUCCUCGGUCCCGUUCUUUUGGUGACGGGCUGCACGGGUUUCCUCAUGUGGGGAUGGGGCUGGCUUUUCUAUUCUUUCAUCAGAUGGGUUGAUCAACGAUUUUUGGGCGGAGUGCUUUCGAGAUUCUUCUUGCCGCUGGCCUCUGGUCCAGAUGACGACGCAAAAUCUGCCGAGGGCGGUGAUCAGGGUUCAGGCAGCAGCGAGAAGAAGAAGCCUUGA